Messenger RNA from Heterotrigona itama, 258 nucleotides. Lineage: Eukaryota; Metazoa; Arthropoda; Insecta; Hymenoptera; Apidae. The record is from the annotation of a GenBank genome assembly.
AUGCCGCUUGUUUCUGGUUUCACUCUUCGAUUUUUCGAAUUUAGUAUCGCGGUCGCGGUCGCGGAUAGGUCGCGAGUAGGUCCCGAAACGAACGUUCAUUUAUUUUUUGGUUUGCGAUUAGAAAGACUCGAGCUAGAUGUAAAUUUCAGCGGGCAUUGCGCUCGAAGAAAGAAAAGGCUAGAAGCCGAAGAGGCCCGGCAAACUGCCACGAAGAGGGUCGCAACGAAUGACUUCUCAUCCUCUGGAUCAUUAAAAUGA